This is a messenger RNA of Myodes glareolus (Bank vole), 1757 nucleotides long. It is a transcript of the gene Washc1, whose product is annotated as WASH complex subunit 1. Gene Ontology annotation, cellular component: recycling endosome; WASH complex; early endosome. NCBI's taxonomy places the organism in Eukaryota, Metazoa, Chordata, Mammalia, Rodentia, Cricetidae. Gene Ontology annotation, biological process: exocytosis; Arp2/3 complex-mediated actin nucleation; endocytic recycling. The record is from RefSeq and is a predicted model, not a curated record. Gene Ontology annotation, molecular function: gamma-tubulin binding; alpha-tubulin binding; actin binding.
GCACGCAGGUGAGGACGCCGCCUUGGGUCGGGCGUGUGAGCCGGGCAGGUGCUGGCAGCGACCUUGCGGCGGAUCUGGGGAGUCGGGCGUCAUGACCCCCGUGAAGACUCAGUACUCCUUGGCGGGUCAGCCAUAUUCAGUGCCCCUGAUCCAGCCAGACCUGCGAAGAGAGGAGGCAAUCCAGCAAGUGGCAGAUGCCCUGCAACACUUACAGAACAUCUCUGGAGACAUCUUCAGCAGGAUCUCCCAGCGAGUAGAACUGAGUCGGCGCCAGCUGCAGGCCAUCAGGGAGAGGGUCUCCCUGGCCCAGGCUAAGAUAGAGAAAAUCAAGGGCAGCAAGAAGGCCAUCAAGGUUUUCUCUAGUGCCAAGUACCCAGCGCCAGAGCGCCUGCAGGAAUAUGACUCCAUCUUUACCGGUGCCCUUGACCCUGAUCUGCAGAGAAGACCCCGUUACAGGAUCCAGAGCAAGCACCGCCCACUGGAUGAGCGGGCCCUGCAGGAGAAGCUGAAAUACUUUCCUGUGUGUGUGAACACCAAGUCGGAGCCUGAGGAUGAAGCUGAGGAGGGACUUGGGGGUCUUCCCAGCAACAUCAGCUCCAUCAGCUCUCUGCUGCUUUUCAACACCACAGAAAAUCUGUAUAAGAAGUAUGUUUUCCUGGACCCUCUGGCUGGCGCAGUAACAAAGACGCACACGAUGCUGGGCACGGAAGAGGAGAAGUUGUUUGAUGCCCCUCUGUCUAUCAGCAAGAGGGAGCAGCUGGAGCAGCAGGCUCCGGAAAACUACUUCUAUGUGCCAGACCUGGGCCAAGUUCCUGAGAUCGAUGUGCCAUCCUACCUACCCGACUUGCCUGGCAUCGCCGAUGACCUCAUGUACAGUGCGGACUUGGGCCCUGGCAUUGCCCCCUCUGCUCCUGGUGCCAUUCCAGAACUGCCCACCUUCAACACAGAGGUAGCUGAACCUUUCCAACCAGAACUAGAGAAUGGGGUGCUGCUGGCAGCACCGCCACCGCCACCACCGCCACCGCCGCCUCCUCCAGCUCCCUCAGUGGUGGUCAGCACCCCCCAGCCGCCAGCGUUCCCUGAAGUGACAACUGCACCCGGCCAGGUUGCCAGGGAAGAAGAUACUAGCAGCGGCGUGGUCCACUCAGCCUCUGUUCAAGGAGCCCCUAAGGAGGUGGUUGAUCCCUCCAGUGGCCGGGCCACUCUGCUUGAGUCCAUCCGCCAAGCUGGGGGCAUUGGCAAGGCCAAGCUGCGCAGUGUCAAGGAACGCAAACUGGAGAAGAAGAAACAGAAGGAGCAGGAGCAAGUGAGAGCCACCAGCCAAGGCGGAGACUUGAUGUCAGACCUCUUUACCAAGCUCGUCAUGAGGCGCAAAGGUAUUUCUGGAAAAGGACCUGGCACCGGAACCAGUGAGGGGCCCGGGGGAGCCUUCACCCGGAUGUCAGACUCCAUCCCACCGAUGCCACCGCCCCAGCAGCCCGCAGGAGACGAGGAUGAUGAGGACUGGGAGUCCUAAGAGUGCUUUGAGCCUUCUUGCACAUUCAGCAGGAACAGCCAGGAGGGACUCCUUGGCCAGCCGGGGCUUCUCGGGUCUUGUUGCCCAAAGAGGUCCAGGGUCGGUACCUGAUUUCUCUUCGUGGAGUGGAGGCUCUGUGAGCCAUCUGCUGCUUCCCUGCUUCAUGUGACUGCUUUGCUUGAUCCUCCACUGAAGAGCGCCACAGCAAUGUGGUGGAAUAAAGAAAGUAACUAGACCUGAA